Molecule: messenger RNA, 1056 nt
Organism: Poecile atricapillus (Black-capped chickadee)
Lineage: Eukaryota; Metazoa; Chordata; Aves; Passeriformes; Paridae
Product: mitochondrial import receptor subunit TOM40 homolog
Exons: 9
Coding region: 16-1056 (346 amino acids)
Biological process (GO): protein import into mitochondrial matrix
Cellular component (GO): mitochondrial outer membrane; mitochondrial outer membrane translocase complex
Molecular function (GO): transmembrane protein transporter activity
Source: RefSeq, a predicted model, not a curated record
CUCCCCCUCCCCAACAUGGGCAACGUUUGGGCCGCCGGAUCCCCCCCUCCCCCUCCCAGCGCCCCUCCCCCACUCCUCCCCGUGCCCCCCCCAGGGUUUGGGGGUCCCCCCCCCGUCAGUGGCUUGGGGGGUGGGGGAGGGGCGCCCCUCCCCCCCCGAACCCCCGAAGCGGGCGGGGACCCCCUGCCCAACCCUGGAGCCUUUGAGGAAUGUCACCGGCGCUGUAAAGAGCUGUUCCCGGUGCAGAUGGAGGGGGUGAAGCUGACGGUCAACAAAGGACUCAGCAACCACUUCCAGGUGAACCACACGGUUGCCCUGAGCACUUUGGGCGAGUCCAAUUAUCAUUUCGGGGCCACCUACGUGGGAACGAAGCACCUGAGCCCAACCGAGGCAUUCCCAGUGCUGGUGGGGGACAUGGACAACAGCGGGAGCCUCAACGCUCAGGUGGUUCACCAGGUGAGCUCCAGGAUCCGCUCCAAGGUGGCUUUCCAGACUCAGCAGUCCAAGUUUGUGAACUGGCAGCUGGACGGGGAAUAUCGGGGCGGAGACUUCACGGCGGCGCUGACCCUGGGCAACCCCGACAUCCUGAUGGGAUCGGGGAUCCUGGUGGCUCAUUACCUGCAGAGCGUCACGGCUCACCUGGCCCUGGGGGCGGAGCUCGUUUAUCACCGGCGCCCGGGGGAGGAGGGGGCGGUGCUGUCGCUGGCCGGGAGAUACUCAGCUCCGUCGUGGAUCGGGACGGUGACGCUGGGCCAGGCCGGGGCUCACCUGACGUAUUAUCAUCGAGCCAGUGAGCAGGUGAAUGUUUCCAGCUGCAGGUGGGGGGUGGAGUUUGAGGCCAGCACGAGGCUCCAGGACUCGAGCGUCGCCUUCGGAUACCAACUGGAGCUGCCCCGAGGGAAUCUCCUGUUCCGGGGCUCCCUGGACAGCUCCUGGCAGGUGGGGGCGGUGCUGGAGAAGAAGCUGCCGCCCCUCCCCCUCACGCUGGCCCUGGGAGCCUUCAUCAACCACAGGAAGGAGAAAUUCCACUGCGGCUUCGGCCUCACCAUCGGCUGA